This is a messenger RNA of Saprolegnia diclina VS20, 555 nucleotides long. RefSeq lists its product as hypothetical. The record is from RefSeq and is a predicted model, not a curated record. The coding region runs from base 1 to 555 and encodes 184 amino acids. The transcript has 4 exons. NCBI's taxonomy places the organism in Eukaryota, Oomycota, Saprolegniomycetes, Saprolegniales, Saprolegniaceae.
AUGUCGCUUGCCCGCGCCGUUCGCCUCGCCCGCCAGCCCUUGAAGCGCGCCUUCUCGACGUCCCCGCCGCCGGGUGCUAGCGCGGCCGACAACUCGUCCUUCUUCCAGAUCCUCGGCAUGGCCGGCGUCAUCGGUGGCGUUGCCUAUGUCUACCGUGACCCGGAUGUCCUUCCGCACGCCAUCAAGCAGUUCCUGCCCAUCCAGGAGCCGCAGGGCAAGAGCAUGACGCUCGAAGAGUAUGAGGUGUGGCGCGCCAGCCAGGGCGUCCCCAGCGGUUCGACGGCCAUCACGUCGACAAAGAAGCAAUCGGUCAUUGACGACGAGCCGGUCGUGGCAACUGAAGACGUGCCCGUCGCGGCCGCGGAACCCACCGUGAACCGCGAGUCGAUCCUUAAGGCUCUGGACGAGGCGCGUGAACAGGAAGCGAGCUUCUUCGCCGAACUCAAGGCCAACCGCGCCAAGCCCACGGACGAAGAGCGCGAGAUGCUUCAGGUCUUCAAGUCGGAGAAGGCGCGCCUCAAGAAGCAGCUCAAGGCCUUCCCGCCGCAAAAGUAA